Bradysia coprophila is the source of this 801-nucleotide messenger RNA. Its product is annotated as tetratricopeptide repeat protein 36 homolog. The record is from RefSeq and is a predicted model, not a curated record. Gene Ontology annotation, molecular function: protein binding. NCBI's taxonomy places the organism in Eukaryota, Metazoa, Arthropoda, Insecta, Diptera, Sciaridae.
AAAUAACUUUUUGUUGCUUUAGAAAUCACUGCUAUGAACAGUGCAGACGAUAGGUUCAUCUAAGUCGCAGUGAAUAUCGCAUUUUCAGUGUAGAAACAUCCUAACAUUUGUUAGUAAAAGUAAAUCGAACUAAAAAUGGCCCCAGUCUCAUUAGCCGAGCAUUUGAGCGAUCGUGACAAAAUGGUCUUGGAGGCAAUUUUUACGCCAACACAAAUUGGCUCAGAUGUUUCAUUCUCAUAUGACGAAGAACUUCCGGUUGAGCUGAAGGAUCCGAUCGAAGAAUUGAAUGAAACUGUUAUCGAAUCAAUGGAUUUGGAAGCAAGAGCGAUAAUUGCUGCUCAGGAAAACCGUUACGACGAUGCACUGAAUCUAUUUGGAAAGGCAAUAGACGUGACCCCGGCAAGAGCUUCACUUUACAACAAUCGAGCACAAACGAUGCGUCUUCUUAACGAUGAUACAGGAGCACUAGCCGACUUAAACACAGCGUUAGAAUUGACUUCUCCUGGUAGAACGAAAUGCCAGGCUCUGUGUCAACGAGGUUUGCUUUACCGCAAGCAAGAGAAACUCGAUGAAGCAAAACUGGAUUUUACCGAGGCCGCUAAAUUAGGCAGUAAAUUUGCGAAGUCACAGUUGAUCGAGAUAAAUCCGUAUGCGGCGCUUUGCAAUCAAAUGUUGCGUGAAGCUUUUGACAAAUUAAAAUGAGCCCUGGCGAGUCACGUGACCAGAGCAAGAUGCACAACGCUCUCUUGUAAAAAGUUGAAACAAAUAAAAAUUUUCAUUGGGAAUUUUCCGUUACACAUA